Molecule: messenger RNA, 3313 nt
Organism: Ipomoea triloba (trilobed morning glory)
Lineage: Eukaryota; Viridiplantae; Streptophyta; Magnoliopsida; Solanales; Convolvulaceae
Product: probable LRR receptor-like serine/threonine-protein kinase At1g06840
Exons: 21
Coding region: 267-3125 (952 amino acids)
Biological process (GO): protein phosphorylation
Molecular function (GO): ATP binding; protein kinase activity; protein binding
Source: RefSeq, a predicted model, not a curated record
UUCUUCUACAAUUAAGUGUUUUUCAAAUAUGGGCUGCUUCUUCUCUAAUCUAUCUCUAUCACAAUCACAAUCAUAGUGAAUUUGAUAUCCAGCUACCCAACAUAAUUAAUUUUCUCCUAAUAAAAAUCCCCUCCAAUGGCUAUCAGAGAAAUUCAUGGUUUCUUGCCCUUCUCACCUUCCUCUUUGCUGCCCUUUCUGCCAGCAUUGUUCUCCACUCCUUUGUUCACCAAGAGUUUGAAGAUAUUGAAGAGUUGGGUAUCUCUGAAAUGGCCAGUUUAAGAAUCCCAUUAUCUUUUAUUGUGUGCAUUUACUGGUCUUUGUUGUUUACUGGGGUAGACAGCCAAGUUACUGAUCCUAAUGAAGUGGAAGCGUUGCUUUCCAUCAAGAAAAGUUUAGUUGAUCCAUACGACAACCUCAGAAACUGGAGUAGAGGAGAUCCAUGCACUUCAAACUGGACCGGGGUGUUAUGCUAUAAUUCAACUAAGAAGGAUAAUUAUCUUCAUGUUCAAGAACUACAACUACUACAAAGGAACCUGUCUGGAACUUUAUCACCUGAGCUUGGGCGCUUAUCUUAUAUGGAGAUAUUAGAUGUGAUGUGGAACCAAAUUGGUGGGAGUAUACCGAACGAGAUAGGGAAUAUUACGUCACUCAAGUUACUGCUUCUGAAUGGAAAUAAUCUGACAGGUCCCUUGCCUGAAGAGAUCGGCUAUCUUCCUAACUUGGACAGGAUACAGAUUGACCAGAACCACAUAUCUGGGCCCUUACCUAAAAGCUUUGCAAAUUUAAACCGAACAAAACACUUCCACAUGAAUAACAAUUCAAUAAGUGGACAAAUCCCGCCUGAACUUUCUAGACUUCCGAUGCUUGUUCACUUGUUGCUCGAUAAUAACAACUUAUCAGGAUACAUUCCACCAGAACUAGCUAAAAUUCCAAACUUGCUCAUAGUCCAACUAGACAAUAACCACUUUGAAGGGCAGAUACCUGAUUCCUUUGGAAAGAUACCUCAUUUGUUGAAGUUGAGUCUCAAGAACUGCAGCUUGCGGGGACCAAUACCUGAUCUGAGCAAUAUUGAAAACCUCACGUAUAUAGAUCUCAGCUUUAACCAGCUUACAGGGAAGAUACCAACAAACAAGCUCUCAAAGAAUAUCACAACCAUUGAUCUAUCGCACAACAAUCUGAAUGGAAGUAUUCCGACAAACUUUUCCAGACUUCCUCGUUUGGAACGAUUGUCACUUGAAAACAACUCUUUGACAGGUUCUGUACCAUCCAUUAUUUGGCAAAACAGGAAACUCAAUGGAACCGAGAAACUUAUCUUGGAUUUUCAGAACAAUAUGCUUUCAAAUAUAUCGGGAAGUCAAAUUAUCCUCCCAAAGAAUGUCACUGUCAGACUCCAUGGAAAUCCCUUGUGUAGAAAUGAAAACUUUAUUGAUGUCUGUGGCCCCACUGGUGAAGAUUCUGAUGACAACUUGAACUCGAACUCGAAGAACUCCACUACCUGUUCCCUCCAGACGUGUCCCCCUCCCUAUGAAUCUGCCCCGGCUGCUAAUAAUUGCUUCUGCGCUCUACCUCUGCUUGUUGAGUAUAGAUUAAAGAGCCCUGGAUUCCAAGAUUUCCGGCCACACCAGAUAGAGUUUGAGCAGUACCUGACCUCUGGUCUGGUGCUGAAUUUUCCACAGCUAGAUAUUGAUGAAUUUACAAUUCAACCAGGCCCUCGGGUAAAAAUGAGCUUGAAGUUUUUCCCAACCUAUAAUGGCAGUAGUAGCAGCGAUCACGAAUUCAAUAGGAGUGAACUCUUUCGAAUAAUGAGCAUGUUCACUGGAUGGUUGAUACCUGAUAAUGAUCUUUUUGGACCUUAUGAACUUCUUGGCUUUAACCUACUGGGUAAUUAUAAAGAAUAUAUGCCUGCCUCUUCGUCCUCUGGUCUAAGCAAGGGAGCACUGGCUGGCAUCAUAGUAGGAACAAUUGCGGGUGUACUUAUAAUGUCUACAUGUGUGUCACUCCUCAUCUUGAAAUUGCUUGCCCGAAAGUACCAUCCAGGUUCAAAAAAGCGUCGAACUUCAAUCUCUGUCAAAAUUGAUGGUGUAAGAGACUUCACUUUUGAAGAAAUGGCACUAGCAACACAAAACUUUGACAACUCUAGCCUUGUUGGACGUGGAGGUUAUGGGAAAGUUUACAAAGGUAUUUUAGCCGAUGGAACAGUUGUAGCCAUCAAGCGUGCUCAAGAGGGAUCCUUGCAGGGUGAAAAGGAGUUUCUUACGGAAAUUGAACUAUUAUCUAGGUUACAUCACAGAAACCUGGUGUCUUUAAUUGGAUACUGUGGUGAAGAAGGUGAUCAGAUGCUCGUUUAUGAAUUCAUGUCUAAUGGUACUUUGAGAGAUCACCUAUCUGGUAAAUCUAAAGAACCUCUCGACUUUGCUAUGCGGUUGAGAAUUGCACUUGGUUCUGCAAAGGGAAUUCUAUAUUUGCAUACCGAAGCUGAUCCCCCUAUAUUCCAUAGAGACAUCAAGGCAAGCAACAUACUAUUAGAUACAAAACUUACUGCUAAAGUUGCUGAUUUUGGGCUUUCAAGGCUUGCUCCUGUUCCUGAUCUUGAAGGGGUUUUACCUGCUCAUGUAUCGACUGUUGUUAAGGGUACUCCGGGAUACCUUGACCCUGAGUAUUUCUUAACACACAAACUCACCGAUAAAAGUGAUGUUUACAGCCUUGGUGUCGUAUUUCUUGAGAUUUUGACUGGAAAGCACCCCAUUUCACAUGGCAAAAACAUUGUUAGGGAGGUCAAUAAUGCAUAUCGUGAUGGCGGGAUAUUGUCUGUCAUUGACGAACAAAUGGGAUCUUAUCCAGUUGAAUGCGUGGAGAAAUUUGCUACUCUUGCUCUCAAAUGUUGUCAAGACGAGACAGAUGCCCGGCCUUCAAUGAUAGAAGUGGUUCGGGAACUUGAAGAGAUAUGGUAUAUGAUGCCAAACUCCGACAACAAAAUUACAGACUCCAAAUUGAGCAUGAUUGAUCCUCACAAGACAGACACUUCUUCUUCAUCGUUGCCUAUGAAACAUCCAUACGCUUCAACUGACAUCUCUGGCAGUGACCUUAUCAGUGGUGGAAUACUUCCUAACAUCGCUCCUAGGUAGAUCAUACUUCACAACUUUCCCAUUAUAAAUAAAUAUAAGAAAAUGUUAAGAUCUUAUACAACCAGACAUGUUUAAAUUCAUGCAUUUGGUAUGUCUGGCUCUGUAAAUAGCAAAGACAUUUUCAUAAACAAAUUCAGUGUGUUUACGCUAUCCCUAUAUUUUGAAAGAAUAUUGUUUAAUAUAACCUA